GCCAGGCUCGGCGUUCAAGGGGCCGGAACGACGACUACACACCCACCGCAGAACUGGUGCAGCGGCCGUUUCGGAGGGCUUCUUAACAGAUCCAAGGGGCCUGCGAGCAAAGAUGCCGUCCCCAGGGCGCAUAUCCCUCUUGGCACUGCUCUUCCAGACCAGCUGCGCGCUCGCGCCGCAACGCCCGUCGACGCGCCUCCACGCCGCGCCCCUCGCCGACCAACUGGAGGCGAAGGCCGAAUCCCUAAAAUGCCCGUUCUUCCGCCGCCGCUUCCUCGACGCCGCCGACGCCGCGCGCCAGUCGACGGCAUGGCUCGCGGCGCGGCACAAGUCCAUCCUCGGUUUCAUGUACACUUCUACUGUGGAAGCGCCCACUCACGUUUGGACGAGGGAAGAGACGCUCUCGGCAAUAAAACAGGAUUUUAUGAACCGCUAUUACGUGACCGGCCGACUCAGCUUGGACCACUACCACCCGCGCUGCUUUUUUGAUAGUCCGGACCCGGACAUGCCCGUGCGGUCGCCGGAAGUGUUUGCUUCCGCGCUGAAGGGCUUGUUUGAUCGGCGGAGCUCGUCGCUCGAGUUGCUCGAGGAGCCGCGCCUGGUCGGGGAUGAUAUUGUGGCGGAGUGGCGGCUUGCUGGGCGAUUAGGGCUGCCGUGGAAGCCAUCCAUAAAGCCGUUCGUCGGCCGGACGACGUUUACGCUCGAUGAAAAUGGAUUAGUGACGCGGCACGUGGAGGAGUGGUCGCUGCCGGCCUGGGAUGCUUUUCUUGCCGCUCUUGUGCCGUCGUUGCACCUGGGGGCGGCGCCGGCGCCGUCGAUUUCUGAACUGCUCGCAUCGCGCGACACGGAGGCGUCUUCAUUGAGGGAGCGGUGGCCCGCGCUUGUGCCUGCGCGAUAGCGUAUUGUGACUAACUAUCGUCGUUUG
Pelagomonas calceolata is the source of this 925-nucleotide messenger RNA. The record is from the annotation of a GenBank genome assembly. NCBI's taxonomy places the organism in Eukaryota, Pelagophyceae, Pelagomonadales, Pelagomonadaceae.